Molecule: messenger RNA, 3362 nt
Organism: Calidris pugnax (ruff)
Lineage: Eukaryota; Metazoa; Chordata; Aves; Charadriiformes; Scolopacidae
Gene: PUS7L
Product: pseudouridylate synthase 7-like
Exons: 8
Coding region: 1-2598 (865 amino acids)
Biological process (GO): pseudouridine synthesis
Cellular component (GO): nucleus
Molecular function (GO): RNA binding; pseudouridine synthase activity
Source: RefSeq, a predicted model, not a curated record
AUGAGGGGAAAGCGGAAGCGCUCCCCGCCCACGCGGCCUUCCCAUAGGCUGUUCGGGAGAUGCCCCGCCCCCUCCGGCGCGCCCCAUGGCUGGCAGGAGAAGGGGGGGGAUUGGAAGGAGGGGGAUCGGGAGGGGGGAGAGGUCUCUUGCUGGAGUUCCCCACGCGCCUGGAGAAGUUGGUACCGUCCACGGGCCCCUUCCCCCGGCGGAUGGGUGGCGGCGCCCCCUGGCGGUGCAGGGCGGGGGCUGGGGGGCGCGCGCGGGGUGGGGCGGCGCGCGGCCGUGCCGUUGAGAGCGGCCCGUAACGGCCGCUCGUGGCGCGAGCCGUGCCAGCGGCCAUCCCCCCCCUCCCGGCCUCGCAGCAGCCUUUCCGUUAAUUGUUGGUACGUUUUUCUUCUCCUCCUCUCCCUGUCUUUUUAUCUGCCCGCCCCCCUCGCAGGUGCGGGGGUUUCUGUCCCUUCUGGAGGAGGGCCAGGCCGGGCAGCCAUGCUCCCUUCCUUCAGCUACCUGACGGGCCACCUUGGCUUCCGCGGGACGAUCAAAAACUCACCCGCCGACUUCGUAGUGACAGAAAUCGAGGUGCCCAAACACUCGCUGCGGGACGCCCGGGGUGAACCACCUCAGAAAAACAGCGAGGCGCCACCAGAACAAAGUAGCCAGCGCCUGUGGCCGCCCAAAAAACUGAGAAGGGAGCCUCCCGGCCCGUGUGCCAAGGGCUGUGGUGGUGGUGGUGAUGAUGGUGGUGGUGGUGGAGCACCCAGUCCUUCUGAGCAUCGCCCAAGCCAGGCAGGAGGCGACCAUUCUGCAUCCCCUAAAAAAACCCAUCAUGAGGAUGAACCCGAGCUGAACUCUGGCCCUGGGGAAGCCAAGGUCUUGGAUUCCUUGCUAGGCAAACCCAUGAGCGAGCUGCUCAGCAAAUUUGCUUGUGAUCUGAAGGAUGCGUGGGACUCGGGAAAUAACGGUGAUGCCAGCACUGGGGAGUUCUCGCUGGGACCUGUACUGGACAAGAAAAACAGAGCUGAUUUACACAGUGCCAUUAGGCAGGAAUUCCCCUUUCUAGUCACUGUUACAAAAGGCAAUGAAAUGGUUGUGAAAGGAAAUGCUGAUUACAGAGAACUUUGUCAGUUAGUGACCGAAAAGGAAACAAGUAAUUUCUUUAAAUUUUUAGAUGCAAAGCUAGAACAUUCAACAUUUUCUUUUGAGCCUGAUGGAAACAAAGAGCACAGAAAAGUAGUUCACCACUUUAUCAAUAGAAAAUUUGGAAAACUUUUAGAAACAAAGUCUUUUACUGCGACAGAUGGCAAUGAUCAGCCAAAUAUGUCAAUAAUGGUACGAUUUCGAGAAAAAAGUUGGUCCAGAAAAAGGUCUGCUGGUGGUUGCCAGGAAAAGCAAGAUCUUUAUACAGCUUUCACCCUUCAGAAAGAAAAUCUAGAAACACUAGAAGCAAUCGGCUUUUUGGCUGCUGAACUUGGUGUGCUUCCUUCAGACUUCAGUUACACUGGCAUCAAAGACAAGAAGGCUAUCACUUAUCAAUCGAUGGUGGUGAAAAAGGUGACUCCUGAGAGGUUGAAAGAAAUUGGAAGCAAAAUGGAAAAAAAGGGCAUGAGGAUACACAACAUACAUUCAGCGUGCCAGCACCUUCGGCUUGGUCAGCUGAAGGGCAAUCACUUUGAUAUAGUUGUGAGAGAUCUCAAACACCAUCGUGAUGACUCUUCUGCAGAUUUGAAAGAGAGAAUAUCUGAAGCAAUGGAAAAUGUUGAGACAAAAGGUUUUGUAAAUUACUACGGACCUCAGCGAUUUGGACAAGGACAAAAUGUUCAGACAGAUCAAAUAGGAUUGGCUUUACUGAAUGAAAAAAUGGUGAAAGCUGUGAAGUUAUUCUUCACACCUGAAGAUACUGAUGACCCUGUAAACAAUGCAAAAAGAUACUUUCUUCAAACUGAAGAUGCAAAGGGUGCACUUGCGAUGCUGCCAGAAUUUAAAGUGAGAGAGAAGAUGUUGCUCCGAGCUUUAAAUCGCUACGGUGUAAAUCAUGACGGUUGUACCAAAGGAUGGCUCAGUAUUCCUCAUUCCAUGCGCAUAUUCUAUGUCCAUGCUUAUUGCAGUAAAAUUUGGAAUGAAGCAGCAUCAUAUAGACUGAAGAUCUAUGGCUCAAAAGUUGUUGAGGGUGAUCUUGUCUUCUCAGAAGAAAAUAAUGAAAGUGUUUCCCUGAAUGACAAGGUUCGUGUAGUCACUGCUCCAGAGGAGUCAGCUAACAAAUACUCUAUAAACCAAGUGGUUCUUCCAAUGGUGGGACAUAGUAUCAAGUAUCCCAGUAAUAAAGUUGGACAAUGGUAUCAUGAAAGGCUUUCUAAGGAUGAGCUGCAGAUGUGCAAAUUCAGAGUGUCUCCAUUACAGCUGAAUAUACCUGGAUGCUACAGACCCAUUGUGAAAAAUGUUCAGAACCUGUCAUAUUUUUUGGAAGGUAGUGAAAAAGGAAUUGAAAUUGCAGACAACCAUCUGAAUGAAUCAAAAGUUUCUCUUCAUAUAUCAUUUGACCUUGAUCCUUCAUGUUAUGCAACAGUCUGUCUGAGAGAAAUCAUGAAAUGUGACUUUUAAGCUUCCAGUUAAUGAAAGAUUGCGGGAAUGUUAUACAAUGAUGGUAUUUUAUGUAUAAUGCCAAGGAGAUAAGGGAGAAUAACAGGUUCAAGCGAGAAACAGGAAAAAUUUGUAGAGGAAGAAAAACCACCAAACCCCUUUGGAACAAUGCAAACCCUUGGAUGCGUUUGAAUAAAGCUAUAUAUCAUGGCAGGCAGGUUUAACAGAACUUAAAGAAGCCAUGGGCUGCAAGCAUGGAUUUCAUAUUUGCAUAGGCAUCUGACUUGCAAAGUUAAAUCCUGGAAAAAUGUUUGCAGCAAACACAUGUAUUUUUUAUUUCAUAAAAAUUAAACAAACAAAAAAAAGUUUUAUACUAAAUGCUGUUCAAGCAAUACCGUUACGAGUUUGCAGCCUGCAAGUAUCUAACUGAAAAAUUGUUCUACUGAGGGUCACUAAAUGUAUUGUGUUUUUAUUGUGUUCAGGCACCAAAUGUUAAUGACUCACCCUGAGUCAACAGUGACAGCUCAUCUGAUACUUUCUCAGACAUUUGAUGAAUCCCCCAACUGAAGUUAGUGCUAAGGAUUCCAGGAUUAAGUAGUGCAUAGCUGUUAGUCAGUGCCUAUUCAAGUAAGCUCAUCAAGACAAGGUGAGUAAUUAACGUAAUUGCAAAACCAUUUAUAAUAAAACCAAACACCUGUUUUAUUGUUUACAGAAUGCAGACUUUAUCCCUGUUACUGUAAAGCCUUAUGGUGGCAAAAAAAAUGUUAACAGAACCAUCCCUGGAA